Prorocentrum cordatum is the source of this 402-nucleotide messenger RNA. The record is from the annotation of a GenBank genome assembly. Lineage: Eukaryota; Dinophyceae; Prorocentrales; Prorocentraceae.
GAGGACACCUCCAGGGGCCAGGACGACGAGGAGUACCACGACUACAAGGACGGCGGCGGCCCCAGGGGCGGCGACGGCUACAAGGGCGGCGGCAAGGGCGGGGGCAAGAGCUGGGGCUCGGGGAAGGGCUACGAGGACCCGCCGCAGGUGGACCCCAACAGGUCCGUCUUCUUCAGGAACGUCCCCUUCGAGACCACGGAGAAGUUCCUGAGAGACAGGUUUGAAAGAGUCGGGGAGAUCAAGACUUUCAUGCUGUUCACCACGCCGGACGGGAAGUCCAAGGGGAUGGGCGUCGUCGAGUUCGGCAGCGCGAGCGAAGCGGAGCGCGCGUACAACGAGAUCCACAACACGUCAGUUAGUGGAAGGCCGAUCACCGUGGAUUACCACUAUACCCAGGUAUGA